GACCAGCGGAAGCCUGGCCUGGGAGCCAGGAUGGCCAUCCACAACACCUUGCUGAUGUGUCUAGGACUGCCUUUGCUCUUUCCCGGGGCCUGGGCCCAGAGCCAUGCCCCACCUGGCUGCAGCCCGGACCUGGAUCCGAUCUACUACAACCUUUGUGACCGCUCUGGGGCUUGGGGCAUCGUCCUGGGCGUGGCCGGGGCAGGCGUCAUCACAACAUUUGUGCUCACCAUCAUCCUUGUGGCCAGCCUGCCAUUUGUGCAGGACACGAAGAAGCGGAGCCUCCUGGGGACCCAGGUGUUCUUCCUGCUGGGCACCCUGGGCCUCUUCUGCCUCGUGUUUGCCUGCGUGGUAAAGCCUGAUUUCUCCACCUGCGCCUCUCGACGCUUCCUCUUUGGGGUCCUGUUUGCCAUCUGCUUCUCCUGCCUGAUAGCCCAUGUCUUUGCCCUUAACUUCCUGGCCCGGAAGAACCAUGGGCCGGGCUGGGUGAUCUUCACUGUGGCCCUGCUUCUCACCCUUGUAGAGGUCAUCAUCAACACCGAGUGGCUGAUCAUCACCCUGGUACGGGGAGGUGGCCAGGUUGGCCCUCUGGGCAAUGGCAGUGGCAGUGCCGGACUGGACCAUGACCUCCCCUGUGCCAUCGCCAACAUGGACUUUGUCAUGGCACUCAUCUACGUAAUGCUGCUACUGCUGGGAUCCUUCCUAGGAGCCUGGCCCACCUUGUGUGGCCGCUUUAAGCGCUGGCGGAAGCACGGGGUCUUUGUGCUGCUUACCACGUCCCUCUCCAUUGCCAUCUGGGUGGUGUGGAUUGUCAUGUACACCUAUGGCAAUAAGCAGCACCAUAGCCCCACCUGGGAUGACCCCACCCUGGCCAUUGCCCUCGCUGCCAAUGCCUGGACUUUUGUCCUCUUCUAUGUCAUCCCCGAGGUCUCCCAGGUGACCAAACCCAGCCCAGAACAGAGCUACCAGGGGGACAUGUACCCUACCCGCGGCGUGGGCUACGAGACCAUCCUGAAAGAGCAGACGGGCCAGAGCAUGUUUGUGGAGAACAAAGCAUUUUCCAUGGACGAGCCAGCCUCAGCCAAGAGACCCGUGUCACCUUACAGUGGCUACAAUGGGCAGCUGCUGACGAGUGUGUACCAGCCCACUGAGAUGGCCCUGAUGCACAAAGGCCCGUCCGAAGGCGCUUAUGACGUCAUCCUCCCACGGGCCACCGCCAACAGCCAGGUGAUGGGCAGUGCCAACUCAACCCUGCGAGCUGAAGACAUGUACGUGGUCCAGAGCCACCAGGUGGCCACACCACCGAAAGACAGCAAGAUCUCUCAGGAUCAGUCCCCGAAAAGCAAAACGAGAUGGUAGAUGCCCUCUUCCCUGGACCACACCUCAUCCGGAUACCCUCAUUGCUCUGCACCCAGCUGAGCAGGGCUCAGCAGUUUACCCACCUUUGUCCUUGGAGCUGGGAGGGACCAGAGGCUACCAAUCGGAAGCAUUGGACUGAGUGGGGACCUGAGGAUAGACCUGACGCCUGUGACUGGGGCUCAUAGGAUCAUCUGCCCUCUUGCCCAUCCUAGCCUCCCGGUCCCCAUGUGACUGCGGCUACAGGGAGCUAACGGCUGACUCCUAUCUCCUGCCUUCACACCUCCCCCAAGUCACGGAGUCUGUGUCCCCAUGUGGUUCUCCAGGUGGUUGUUGCCCCGCUGUGAACACCAGGUGUGUGAUGCCACUGUUUUGACUCUGGACCUUCUUGGCCAUGUUGGUAAUCCAUCAGUGUGUCUGUCACACAAUGCCCGUCAGAUGCAUCUCUGAGUCUCUAGAGGCAAGCCACACAGAAGUCAUCCCUUGCCCUACUCACAGUCUUCUCCCAUCUUCUAGACUGUGGAAGGUCACAAGCGAGGAGCAGAGCCCAGCUUGGGCAGGUUGUUUCUCAUGACCUGAGGGUCCCGGGUCCCGGCACCUUUGUGCCUGGAUGGCGUCUACCCUACCUUCAGUGAGCUGGGUCCCCUCACCAGGGCAAGACCAUUCUUUCUGCCUGCCCUGCCCUCCCCACUGCCCAUCAGCACUGGGGAUGGGGAUUACAACACUUGUCCCAACUGGGCAAGCUUUCCUGUUGUCCAGCACUGCCGCACAGAGAGCCCCGCAUAAGAGUCGAAGAGCUGGCGGGCCCCUGUGUUGCUUAGAGCUUUGCAUUAUUUAUGUACCUUGGUUAACCCCCUGGCCGCAUCUUCCCAGUCUGCUUUUGGCUUCUGUGUCGGCUCCCAGGAUGGCUCCUAAGACAGGUGCAGCGGUGGAAUUACCUGGAUCUCGUGGGUUCUGGAGGUACUUGCUGGGACUACUUGGACAUACGUGGUUGGGGCCUGGGAGCACCCUUAGGAGACAGUGGGUGGGAGUCAGGGCUGCAUUCUCAGGGUGACUUGAACCUUUCCUAUGUCGGACGUGGGGUCCAGGACUGGAGAUUGCUUGUGGGAAGAUAGUUUCUACCUCAGCUUGGGCAGCAGAUGUCCUUGGGACGCCUGGACAAGCCCUGCUGCUUUUUAUCACUAGAGGAACCUCUAGUGUCCUUGGCCUUAGGACAUGCACCUGAGGAACCCGAAGGCCACCCACGUCAGAGAGGGUCAUUUCCGGGCCUGCGAGCUGCUGGCACCCAUGACUGAGAUGAUCAUAGUACCAGACUCUGGGGACAAGAUCUCCACAGCAUCAUCCUUUGUUCUACCCUUGGGUACCAGACAGAGCCUCCUCCAGGCCCUCCCCAAGUGUGCCCUGGAACCUGGCCUUUAGUACAGCUCUACGUAGUGCUGAGGUAGAGGUUUCCCAUGAAGGUGCCUCACGCUUAGUCCAUGGCUUCCAUGCAGUCCCCUAGCAGCCUGUGCCUUUUAUCAUUGGGUAGUAGGUCCCCACGGAGUGGGACUACACCUCCAAAUGUGACUCCUGGCUUGACCUCUCUGUUGAAUGAGGAUUUUCCAUCUAUGAGUAAUACACUAUUCAACCCCCCCCCCCCCACACACACACACAAAGGAAGGGGGAAAUCCAUGCACCUCACACUGCCCUUGAUCUAGAGCUCUGAGAUCUGCCACAUCGAGGAAGGGAUUAUUUGCUGUCCUAAGUGCGUCUUUUAGAACUCCAAAAGCACCAGAUGCCUAGGCGUCUGCUGGCUGUGGUUGUGUUUAUAGCCCAAGUCCUUGCUGCAGCUGCAGCUGAGGGGUCAUGGGCUUCUGGGAGAUGCAGCUCUGCCUGGGUGCAGGAAGUACCCAUGGUACGUACUUACCCUGCAUCUUCCAGUUCCGGUUCCAGUGAGAACUCCAUUUUUAGGAGGUUUGGGGACCUCCUAGUUAGCAGCGCCGUAUCACACUCAAGCCUUGAGUGGGAGACAACGAGAAGGCUGAGGUCUGGUUCAAGUUCAUCCUUCACAGGCCAGUCCCUUGGUAGAUGUCAUGCCAACACUGUUAAAUCCUACAGUGGGUGUCAAUGGGGGUUCAAUUUUGUAACUACUCGGAAUUAAAUGACUGCCCUUUCUUUGCGAGGGCUUAACGCC
This is a messenger RNA of Peromyscus leucopus (white-footed mouse), 3526 nucleotides long. RefSeq names its product G-protein coupled receptor family C group 5 member C-like. Lineage: Eukaryota; Metazoa; Chordata; Mammalia; Rodentia; Cricetidae. Gene Ontology annotation, cellular component: signaling receptor complex; extracellular exosome; plasma membrane. Gene Ontology annotation, biological process: G protein-coupled receptor signaling pathway. Gene Ontology annotation, molecular function: G protein-coupled receptor activity; protein kinase activator activity. The record is from RefSeq and is a predicted model, not a curated record.